This is a messenger RNA of Onychomys torridus (southern grasshopper mouse), 1409 nucleotides long. It is a transcript of the gene C1galt1c1, whose product is annotated as C1GALT1 specific chaperone 1. The coding region runs from base 231 to 1187 and encodes 318 amino acids. Gene Ontology annotation, molecular function: N-acetylgalactosaminide beta-1,3-galactosyltransferase activity. The transcript is spliced from 2 exons. The record is from RefSeq and is a predicted model, not a curated record. NCBI's taxonomy places the organism in Eukaryota, Metazoa, Chordata, Mammalia, Rodentia, Cricetidae.
UCGGCGCGGGGCGGGCCCUUUCAGCGUCCGGCAGUCCGUUUCCCCCACCCCCAUCCUGCCCCCCUUUAGCUUCCUGUAUCGCCGGCUCUUUAAUGAAACCAACGAGAGGACACCGCCGACGUCUAGAGCAGCCUGGUCAGGAGCCUAACUGAGGGGCCGGUGGACGUGAGAGGAAAGCCGCCGCGUAAGGCUGUGCUUCCCUGCCCUUGAGCCAUUCUAGACGCGGAAACAUGCUUUCAGAAAGCAGUUCAUUUUUGAAGGGUGUGAUGCUUGGAAGCAUCUUCUGUGCCUUGAUCACUAUGCUAGGCCACAUUAGGAUUGGUCACGGAAACAGAACACACCAUCAUGAGCAUCACCACCUGCAAGCUCCUAACAAAGAAGAUAUCUUGAAAAUCUCAGAGGCUGAACGCAUGGAGCUUAGUAAGAGCUUCCAGGUAUACUGUAUUGUUCUUGUAAAACCCAAAGAUGUGAGUCUUUGGGCUGCUGUAAAGGAGACUUGGACCAAACACUGUGACAAAGCAGAGUUCUUCAGUUCUGAAAAUGUUAAAGUGUUUGAGUCAAUUAAUGUGGACACAAAUGACAUGUGGUUGAUGAUGAGGAAGGCUUACAAAUACGCUUUUGAUAAAUACAGAGACCAGUACAACUGGUUCUUCCUUGCACGCCCCACUACUUUUGCUGUUAUUGAAAAUCUAAAAUAUUUUUUGUUAAAAAAGGAUCCAUCACAACCUUUCUAUCUAGGACACGCUGUAAAAUCUGGAGACCUUGAAUAUGUGAGUGUGGAUGGAGGAAUUGUCUUAAGCAUAGAAUCAAUGAAAAGACUCAACAGUCUUCUCAAUGUUCCUGAAAAGUGUCCUGAACAAGGAGGGAUGAUUUGGAAGAUAUCUGAAGAUAAGCAGCUAGCAGUGUGCCUGAAAUAUGCUGGAGUAUUUGCAGAAAAUGCAGAAGACGCCAAUGGAAAAGAUGUAUUUAAUACCAAAUCUGUUGGGCUUUUCAUUAAAGAGGCAAUGACUAACCACCCAAACCAGGUAGUAGAAGGAUGCUGUUCUGAUAUGGCUGUUACUUUUAAUGGAUUGACUCCUAAUCAGAUGCAUGUGAUGAUGUAUGGGGUGUACCGGCUUAGGGCAUUUGGACAUAUUUUCAAUGAUGCAUUGGUUUUCUUACCUCCAAAUGGUUCUGAGAAUGACUGACAAAAAGCAAGAAUAUGCAUUUGGUAACCACAUUAAGACAUGUUAUCAUGGUUUCUAAUUGAUAAUGCAUCUAACAUGGUAGUGUGUUCCUUUUUUUUAUCUGGUUAUGCUGGUAUAAUCACACAUUGAAGUCUACCUGUACAUUUUCAAAUGGAAUGGUAUUUUUCCCUUAAAUCACUUGUGAGAAAUUUUAAUGUGUUAGAAAUAAAAGUUUUAAGAAUA